Molecule: messenger RNA, 846 nt
Organism: Meyerozyma guilliermondii ATCC 6260
Lineage: Eukaryota; Fungi; Ascomycota; Pichiomycetes; Serinales; Debaryomycetaceae
Product: 2,5-diamino-6-(ribosylamino)-4(3H)-pyrimidinone 5'-phosphate reductase
Exons: 1
Coding region: 1-846 (281 amino acids)
Biological process (GO): riboflavin biosynthetic process
Molecular function (GO): 5-amino-6-(5-phosphoribosylamino)uracil reductase activity
Source: RefSeq, a predicted model, not a curated record
AUGAAUCUGUUUGCAAGUAUUCGCUCAAGUAUUCGCACAGUAUUUAUUCGAAUUUCAGAUCGCACCAAUUCGCACUUCGCACCCAUUCAAAUCAAUCCAAUGGAGCCACCUCCCUCCUCCUUGCUUCAAUGCAUAGACCCAUAUCUACCCCAGAACAGCACUCCACACAAAAAACCCUUCGUCACCUUGACCUACGCUCAACUGCUCGACUCGCGUAUCGCGGCAGCGCCAGGAAUUCAAACCAAAAUCUCUGGUCCUGAAACCAAGUCCAUGACUCACUAUAUACGUUCUAAGCACGAUGCGAUCAUGGUGGGAAUCGGAACUGUUUUGGCAGACGACCCAAAACUCAAUUGCCGCCACGAGGCAGGAAAAAGUCCAAGGCCAGUAGUAUUGGAUCCGAGUGGUAAAUGGGACUACAAGCUGUCUCAAUUGCAUCAAUUGGUGGACCAAAAUACAGAUGAUAUAAAAGCUCUUGCUCCAUACAUUAUUGUGAGGGAUGAUGUUGACAUCGACACCAAAAAUGAAAAAGAAGUUAGUCGUCAAGGUGGAAAAUAUAUACGUCUUUCAUUGCUGCGAAAUAGGUUGCAAAACUGGCACUUGAUUUUCGAUGAACUUGACAAAUUGAGCAUUUCUUCGGUCAUGAUUGAAGGUGGAGCACAAAUUAUUAACGACCUUUUACUGUUUCAAAAAACUGAAGCUUUCAUUCAUUCUUUGAUUAUCACCAUUGGCCCGGUAUACUUGGGUGAGCAAGGAGUAGAAGUUUCUCCACCCAAAGGCGUAAUACCCACAGACUGUACGUGGUGGACGGGAAGUGACUGUGUGAUGUGUUCACGGAUAAGAACAUAA